Anolis carolinensis (green anole) is the source of this 2756-nucleotide messenger RNA. Its product is annotated as perilipin-3. Gene Ontology annotation, cellular component: cytosol; lipid droplet. Gene Ontology annotation, biological process: lipid storage; positive regulation of triglyceride storage. Bases 187 to 1539 code for a protein of 450 amino acids. The transcript has 8 exons. NCBI's taxonomy places the organism in Eukaryota, Metazoa, Chordata, Lepidosauria, Squamata, Anolidae. The record is from RefSeq and is a predicted model, not a curated record.
UCUGGAGCCCAGGCCCGCCCAUAAAGUUACUCCUCGGAAGUAACUUCUCCAAACCGCCUCAAACCGGAUUGAAAAGGGGAGUGACUCCGGAUUAGUAUAUAAGGCACAUCUGGGCUUUGGAGCGGCUUUUCCAAACAGAGCCAGACUUUGCAUUGGAGGCUGCCCUUCGACCACCGUCCCGAAACCAUGGCCAGUCCGGACAAAAGUGCCAGCCAGGCUCCAGCCAACGAAGAGCAGGACCCAAAAAACGUGGCCGGCCGGGUGGCCAACCUACCCUUGCUGAGCUCGGCCUACGACAUGGUCAGCUCGGCCUACGCCUCCACCAAGGAGAGCCACCCCUACGUCAAGUCGGUCUGCGAUGCGGCCGAGAAGGGGGUCAAGACCAUCGCCUCGGCUGCGGCAACCGGGGCGCAGCCCAUCCUGAGCAAACUGGAGCCGCAGAUUUCCACGGCCAACGAAUACGCCUGCAGAGGGCUGGACAAGCUGGAGGAGAAGUUGCCCAUUCUCCAACAACCAACCGAUAAGGUCAUUUCAGACACCAAGGAACUGGUGACCUCCACUGUGACAGGAGCCAAGGACGCCCUCAGCAGCACCGUGUCCGGGAUGGUGGACAGAACCAAGGAGGUGGUCUCGGGUGGCGUGGAGAUGACCCGGGCGGCGGUUUCCAGCGGCAUGGGCAUGACCCAGUCGGUGGUCUCGGGCGGUGUGGAGAUGACCCGCUCCACCAUCUCGGGCGGCGUGGAGAUGACCCGCUCGGCCCUCUCCAGCAGCGUCAACACAGUGGGCCACAUGGUCACCAGCGGCGUGGAUGCCGUCCUGGGAAAGUCGGAAGAGCUGGUGGACCGCUACCUUCCCGUCACAAAUGAAGAGUUGGCCAAACUGGCCACGUCCAUGGAAGGUUUUGAUAUGGAGAAACAGAAAGCACAGCAGAGCUACUACAUUCGUCUGGGGUCCCUCUCGGCGAAGGUCCGCCACCGCGCCUACGAACACUCCCUUCGCAAGCUGAGUGAUGCCAAGCAGAGCACCCAUGACUCCCUGGCACAGCUCCACCAAACCAUCGAGCUGAUCGAGCAGGUCAAGCAGGGUGUGGACCAGAAACUCCAAAGUGGUCAAGAGAAGCUCCAUCAGAUGUGGCUGGAGUGGAAGCAAAAGCAGACCCCUGAGGCCAAACUGGAGGAGAUUCCAGACCCAAAGAUUGAGACUAAAGCUUUGGAGGUGUCCCAGGGUCUCUCCAACCAGCUCCAAAUGGCCACCACAGCCCUGGUCUCCAACCUCCAAGGCCUUCCCGCUGGCCUCCAGGAGAAGGUCACCCUCGUCCGCCAGCACGCUGAGGACCUCCGGACGUCCUUCAGCUCGGCCACGUCUCUGCAAGACCUCUCCAGCUCCAUCUUGGCCCAGAGCCGGGAGAAAGUCACCAAGGCCCGGGAGCUGACCGAAGAGCUGGUGGACCACCUGGUGCACAACGCUCCUCUUUCCUGGCUGGUGGGGCCCUUCACCCCGUCCAGCAAAGCCGAGGCAGAGGAAAUCGAGAUGGAGUAGGACCUCUUCUCCUAUUCCAUGGGUUGGGUGGUGGAGAGCGGGUCUUGAUGACCAAAAAUCCACUUUAAAUGGGAAUAUUGGGGUUGGGAAAGUUUAUCAUUUCCUUCCGUCUGUCCAAACGUGGUCUCCUUGUAUGUCAGGUUCUGAUGGACUUCCAUAAACAUGCCCAUGAUCAAUAUCCAGGGUUGAGAAACCUUAUCUUGGAAGGAGUCCUAUGUUCAGUUCCUUUAGUUUCUCCAAACUUGGUCUCCUUGAUCUCAAGUUCUGGUGAAACUCCAUAAACAUAUUCAUGAUAAAUAUCAAGGGUUGGGAGAACUUAUCUUGGAAGAAAUCCCAUAUUAAUUUCCUACAAUUUCUCCAAAUUUGGUCUCAAAUUGUGGUGGACCUCCAUAAACACGUCCAUGAUCAAUAUCCAGGGUUGGGAAACCUUAUCUUGGAAGGAGUCCCAUAUUAAUUUCCUUCAAUUUCUCCAAAUUUGGUCUCAAGUUCUGGUGGACCUCCAUAAACACAUUCAUGAUCAAUAUCAAGGGUUGGGAGAGCUUAUCUUGGAAGGAGUCCCAUAUUUCCUUCUAUUUCUCCAAAUUUGGUCUCAAGUUCUGGUGGACCUCCAUAAACACGUCCAUGAUCAAUAUCAAGGGUUGGGAGACCUUAUCUUGGAAGCAGUCCCAUGGACAUUUCCUUCAAUUUCUCCAAACCUGGUUACCUUGGAUCUCAAGUUCUGGUGGACCUCCAUAAACACGUCCAUGCUCAAUAUCAAGGGUUGGGAGACCUUAUCUUGAAAGCAGUCCCAUGGACAUUUCCUUCAAUUUCUCCAAACUUGGUUACCUUGGAUCUCAAGUUCUGGUGGACCUCCAUAAACACGUCCAUGCUCAAUAUCAAGGGUUGGGAGACCUUAUCUUGGAAGCAGUCCCAUGGACAUUUCCUUCAAUUUCUCCAAACUUGGUUACCUUGGAUCUCAAGUUCUGGUGGACCUCCAUAAACACGUCCAUGCUCAAUAUCAAUAAAUAUAUCUGGGAUGUUGAAAUAUAUCUGGGAUGUUUUGAGACUUUUAGACUCCAAAGUCUGCCUUGGAGAACAUUUAAGAAUGAGUCAAUUAAAAAAAAAACAAUUUAAAAAAGUGAUGAACUGUCACAAGAUUGAGAGAGGAAAUCUGAAAUGUAACCAUUGUCUCUUAUAAUGCAGUAGUUAAUUCCCAAAUAAACCACUUUGCAUGGAAA